CCACAGCAGGGAUGACAUGUCCCCUGUGCCACAGGGAUGUGCCACUGGACAGGGUUUCCAGCCAGCUCCUGUACGUGUAAAUAGCAGAUUGUGGCAUUUGGAGUGUGUGGCAUGGUUUUUGCUUUGCUGUGGGGUAACCUGGAGGUCCUGGCAACACCACGGGAUGUGAAGGCAAGUUCUGCAGUCCUGGAGCUCCUGGGAAAGGAUGUGCAGGCUGGGGGAAAACACAACCCCCAGGCAUGUCAUACCAAGCACACCUUCCCCCAAGCACAGAUGUCACACAAUUUGGGGUUUCUGCCAGGCUGACAUCCCCACUGGUGUUCCCAGCAAGCCAAAGCAUUACUGCACAGGGUGAUGGGCCAGGGGAUCCAGCCUGCACCUGAGCUGUGCCAUUGACCCACAGUUACAGGUCCUGUGCAAGCAUCUCCAGCUGAGCAGGUGAGUCCUUCAAGUGCACUUCAAGGCAAUUUCCAGAAGCAGAGCAUCUCCCAUCCUUCCUUCUCUGGCAUGGGUUCUGCAUCUCAAAUAAUUUCAGUGUCAAAGGUAGGAUAAUCCUGGCUGUGUGUUGCUGCUGGGGAGGCUGCUGGAGCAACAGGACUUUCUGAGCUGGCAGGGGGACAAACACAUGUCCUUGUCCCCUCUCACAAAUUGGACAGAACCAAACAAACCCCAGUCAUGCACAGCUCCACUUGUCACUGGGGAUGAGAGAGCAGCACAGCUUCUUGAGCCCCAUCUUGCUCCAAAAUGGGCUGGUUUUGUGGCAGAGACAGAAAACGGGCAGCACCCAGCAAGUCCAUGAGCGCUGUGUGGAUGGUGGGAGCUGCAAGCAAAGCACUGAGGCUGGGUUUGUGUCACAUCCCCAGGGUGGUCAGUGCCUGUGGGGCAGCAGUGUCCUCAUGCCUGCUGCUCUCCUCUCCUGCAGAUGCCGUGCUGGGGCCGCCUACGCUCCGUCCUGAAGCUGCUUUCCCGCAGGAAACGAGUCCUGGCAAGCUCAGAGGGCUCCAGCCUCCGCCGCUGCCUCUCCACCGUGGAUCUGGUUGCCUUGGGAGUGGGCAGCACGCUGGGGGCCGGUGUCUACGUCCUGGCAGGGGAGGUGGCCAAGACCAGCUCUGGCCCGAGCAUCGUCCUUUCUUUCCUGAUUGCAGCUGUGGUGUCUGCCCUGGCAGGGCUGUGCUACGCCGAGUUUGGGGCCCGUGUGCCCCUGGCUGGCUCUGCCUACCUCUACAGCUACGUGACAGUGGGCGAGCUCUGGGCCUUCCUCGCUGGGUGGAACCUGCUGCUGUCCUACGUCAUUGGUACAGCCAGCGUUGCCCGGGCCUGGAGUGCUACAUUUGACCAGCUCCUCGGCGAGAAGAUGGGGAGGUUUUUGGGUGCUCACGCAGCCAUGAGCUCUGUGGGGCUGGCAGAGCACCCAGAUGCCUUUGCUGCUGGCCUGGUGGUCCUACUGGCAGGGCUUCUUUCCUUUGGAGUGAAGGAGUCCACCAUGGUCAACAAAGCCUUCACAGCUCUCAAUGUGCUUGUCCUGCUCUUUGUCACAGUGAGUGGCUUCAUCAAAGGUGACAUGAGCAACUGGAGGCUCCAGGAGGACAACCUGCCACAGGCAGCUGCCCAUGAGGCUGGGAACCAGUCCAUGGUGGACAACAUGACCAGUGCCUUUGGGGUGGGAGGCUUCAUGCCCUAUGGUUUCACUGGGACCUUGGCUGGAGCCUCUGCCUGUUUCUAUGCCUUUGUUGGAUUUGACUGCAUUGCUACCACAGGGGAAGAAGUGAGGGACCCACAGAGAUCCAUCCCCAUGGGCAUCAUUCUGUCCCUCCUCAUCUGCUUCCUGGCCUACUUUGGGGUGUCUGCUGCCCUCACCCUGAUGAUGCCCUACUACCUCCUGGACACCACGAGCCCACUGCCAGUGGCUUUUGAGCACAUUGGCUGGAGCGCUGCAAAGUACGCCGUGGCUGUGGGGUCACUGUGUGCCCUGACCACCAGCCUCCUGGGCUCCAUGUUCCCCAUGCCACGGAUCCUGUAUGCAAUGGCUCGAGAUGGGCUCCUCUUCAAACCUCUGGCCAAAGUUAGUCACCGUCAGUGCCCGGUGGUGGCAACUCUGGUGUCUGGGGGAGUGGCAGGUGGGUGAGUGCUUGGGUUACCCUUACCUGUGAGCAGGGCUUGCUGGGUGUCCUCUUUCCCUCUAGCUUGACUGCAGCUGUCUGAGCAAUGUCUCUUCACCCAGACACAGAUCUCCUCACAGUGGGUGAGGACACCUCGAUGGUAUCCCAGACACUGGUUCAGCCUCUGCCAGGCAGCAGGUGACAGGAUGCUUUGUACUAGUGACCAAAGUGUCAUCAAUUCAUCGAGGUUCUGUUGCAGAGGGUGUCAGGGGGAUAUGGGAGGUCAGGAGAGUAUGACUGAUGUGGGCACAGCAGCACUGCCAGCUCUGCUCAGAGGCUGAAAGGGCUUCUCUUCCCCACAGCUCUCCUGGCCCUUCUCUUCGACCUGAAGGCCCUGGUAGACACCAUGUCCAUUGGCACACUGCUGGCCUACUCCAUGGUGGCUGGCUGUGUGCUGCUGCUCAGGUGACACUGCUGGGGACAGGGGACAGGGCUUCUGGUGUGGGCCAUGCCUGGGACAGGCUCUGGCCUGGGUGCACUGCAGGUGCAGGUUUAUGUGCAUUGACCUCCAAUGUCUGCUCCUCAGGUAUCGGCCUGAGCCCAGCUCUCGGGACACUCCUGCAGGGAAGGUCCCAGCUGUGCAGCUCUGGUGGCACCACCUGGUCCAGCCGCCCCCCCAUGCCACCCCUCGCUCCUCUGCUGUGGUGGUCUGGGCUCUGG
Molecule: messenger RNA, 2819 nt
Organism: Poecile atricapillus (Black-capped chickadee)
Lineage: Eukaryota; Metazoa; Chordata; Aves; Passeriformes; Paridae
Product: cationic amino acid transporter 2-like
Exons: 6
Coding region: 923-2125 (400 amino acids)
Biological process (GO): transmembrane transport; amino acid transport
Cellular component (GO): plasma membrane
Molecular function (GO): amino acid transmembrane transporter activity
Source: RefSeq, a predicted model, not a curated record